Messenger RNA from Prosopis cineraria, 914 nucleotides. RefSeq names its product transcription factor PRE6-like. Lineage: Eukaryota; Viridiplantae; Streptophyta; Magnoliopsida; Fabales; Fabaceae. Gene Ontology annotation, biological process: regulation of growth; regulation of DNA-templated transcription. The record is from RefSeq and is a predicted model, not a curated record. The transcript has 2 exons. Bases 274 to 567 code for a protein of 97 amino acids. Gene Ontology annotation, molecular function: protein dimerization activity.
CCCAUCAGCUGUUUGUCUCUGAUAAUUCCAUUUCCCUUAAUAUACCGUCCCAUACUCCUUCCUUAGCUUUUAUAGACUUUUCAAAUUCUCUGUUUCUCUCUGACAACACCCCACUUCCCCUUUCUCCCUCCAUCACUUCUUCUUGCCUAACUUUCUCUGUCAUCUUCUUCCUCUUCCCCUUCUUCUUCCAUUUAACAACAUCGACGACGACGUCGCAUUAUUAUUAAAAUUAUCAUUCCCAUCUAGCCACCAACAUUACCAGAUAUACCAACAAUGUCUUCCAGAAGAUCCUCCUCCUCCUCCUCCCGUGAUUCUUCCUCUGAUAAUAUCACCGAAGCUCAGAUCAACGACCUUGUCUCCAAGUUACAACAACUCAUCCCUGAGCUUCGCUCCCCGCGACGUCGUUCCGACAAGGUUUCUGCUUCAAAGGUGUUACAAGAGACUUGUAACUACAUCAAGAGCUUGCAUAGAGAAGUUGAUGAUCUGAGUGAGAGACUGUCUGAGCUCUUGGCCAACACUGACUCCAACAGUGCUCAAGCCGCCAUUAUUAGGAGUCUUCUUAUGUAAUAAUAUUACUACGUACCAUCUAAGAAAUAAUUGAUGACACUUAAAAAUGUCCUAAAAAUCUUAGUAUAUAUAUAUAUCCACCACGAUAUUAUCAAAUAUUUUUAAUUAGUGUGUGUGUGUGUGUGUGUGUGUGUGUUGUUUUAUGCAUUUUAAAUUAGGCGGCUGUUUAAUCUGGUAUUUAUCUAAUGUAUUUAACGUGUGCAUGUCCAUGUCUUGAGAUUAUUAUUCUUGGAAUUAAGGCUCUGGAUAUAUUGACCAAUGCAAAAAGUUAGCCAUUGUCAUAAGCUCCAAGUAUAUUAAUAUGUACCCUCUUGUUGUAUGAUGACGAGCUGAUCUUCUUCAUUUAA